Molecule: messenger RNA, 1710 nt
Organism: Colletotrichum acutatum
Lineage: Eukaryota; Fungi; Ascomycota; Sordariomycetes; Glomerellales; Glomerellaceae
Product: phosphomannose isomerase type I
Exons: 1
Coding region: 256-1476 (406 amino acids)
Biological process (GO): GDP-mannose biosynthetic process; carbohydrate metabolic process
Cellular component (GO): cytosol
Molecular function (GO): mannose-6-phosphate isomerase activity; zinc ion binding
Source: RefSeq, a predicted model, not a curated record
CUAGCUGGUCACCCAAUAUCUGAAUUACAAACCAUUAACUUCUCAUGUGAUAUCUGAUUGUACGUUGUAUAAGAUUCAGAAAAGAAGACCGUCGCUCUCAUCAAUUAGACCUGAAAUUGUAGGAAAGAUACCCCCUGAUCAUCAACCGAAGACCGCCACGCUAGAGUCAUAACUAAAGUACCUUGGAGAAGAGAAGAGAAACAGAAGCUCUUUAGAGAACAAUAGAAGAGGACAAAAACUCACCAAACUUCCGCCAUGAGUUCACAAAGCCCAGUCUUUCAGCUAAGCGGCACAUGCAACAACUACGACUGGGGCAAAAAGGGUCGCGACUCGCUCGCCGCACGCCUCUGCGAAAACACCCCAAGCGGCUUCACAAUAAACGACAAUGAGGCCUACUCAGAAAUGUGGUUCGGCGACUACCCCGACUUUCCCGCACGCGUGUUGGACACAGGCGAGCUCCUCAAAGACGUCUUAGACAAGAACAAGGAACAACUCCUCGGCAAAAAAGUCAUCACCGAGCUCGACGGCCAGCUGCCCUACCUCCCCAAGAUCCUCUCCAUCGCAAAAGCCCUACCCCUCCAGAUCCACCCAAAUAAGUCUCUUGCAAGCAAGCUCCACGAGAAGGACCCCGAGAACUUCACCGACGCCAACCACAAGCCCGAGAUUGCCGUGGCGCUGGGCCCAUUUGAGGUCUUUGCCGGGUUCAAGCCCCUGGACCAGAUCUCGCCCGUCUUCAACAUCCCCGCUCUGCGCGACCUGAUCCCCGACGGGACAACCAGGUGGACCGACGAGACGUUGCGGGAGGUCACACGCCACAUCCUGCUCGCCGACGAGGACACCGUCGAAAAGGCGUCAAAGGCUCUCGGCGGCACCCCGCGCGAGGAGCUGGGCGGGAACGGGUACGUGCUGGAUCUUCUGCCGCGUCUGCAGGGUCAGUAUGGUAAAGGGGACAACGGCAUCCUGGUUGCGCUAUUGUGUAUGAACUUUUUGUCGCUGGAGGCCGGUGAUGCCUUGUAUAUCCCUGCCGACGGGAUUCAUGCUUACCUGUCUGGAGACAUUGUGGAGUGCAUGGCUCGUUCAAACAAUGUCCUCAACACAGGCUUCUGUCCGCCUGGCGACAGGAACAAUAUUGAUUUGUUCAGCAAGACGUUGACGUUCAAGGCGCAUAGCAAGGAUGACGUGCUACUACCAGCGAAGAAGAGUCCCCGGGGCACACAAGGACGCACGGUUGUGUAUCCACCGCCGUUGAGCGAGUUUGACAUGUUGAAGACGGACUUGGAUGAGGGAAACAAGACGGAAGUUUUGAAGGCGGGUGAAGGACCCUCAGUUGCUAUCAUUACCGAUGGUGAGGGAACUCUGGAGGCGGGUGGGGAGAAGUUUGACGUCAAGGCUGGUCAUAUUUACUUUGUUGCUCCCGGCAUCGAGGUCAAGUGGGAAGCCCGGGGGAAGAUGCAGGUCUUUACGACUGUGGUCUAAUCGGCCUGGCGGUCAGACAUGCAAUAAAGGAUGUACCAGAGAUUGAAAAAUAUUUAGAUUAUUAGAAAUGCGACCUGACAAAGCAAUGGUCUGAAUUCUCUUCAUCCUCCAUGAUAAGUACUAUAAAGCAAUGGCUGCACAGUUACAACUAUAGAGAUUCCCCGACUUGAGCGAGGUGACAAUUCACAUGUCUCAAGGCAAGUAAGAUAAGAUUGAUUCAAUAGCAAUUUCAAA